CACAUGGCCAUAUGGGAUGAAGGUGUUGGUCAUGUGCUAGUUUUUACGGGAAAGGAUGCGCCAGGUACCUGAGAAAUUUCACCCAUCCAACCAGGAGGUGCUCGUUUGCAUCUAGUGGAUGUCUUCUUUCAGUGCUUUCUUGGUAGAUGAUAGUGGUGUCUCACGGGUGAUGCUUCCUAACAUCUGUUAGAAUUGGCUUCGCUGAAAAAGCUUUGCUUGAAGUUGAUGAGAGGGUGCUGAGGAUAGAGGGAUUCUUCAAGGUUUGCGGAUGUGAGGCGAACUGAUACCGGAGUUUACCAAGAAGCUUUGAUGUAUUUAGUGACUCUCUUUAGUGUUCGAAUUGUUUGGAUGUGACAGCCGUUGUCUUCAUUUAUAGUAUUACUCAGCUACACCUUCUUGACUUCAUCUUUGUGUUUGAAUUGGCUUCACUCUAAAGCUUUGUAAGUUACCUUUAUGAGUUGCACUCUACUACUGUGGUGCUCAGUUGUGACUUUCCCUCCUAGAAGUGCAGAGGUUGGCCAAAGUGGUGCCAAAGCAGAAUCAAUGAGCCUUCUCUUCUUUGAUAGGCUGAUGAUGCAAAUAAAGUACUCCUGUCUUGGGAACUGUUUGAACUGCGAACAUACAUAGACAAAACACCCUGUGAGUUGAAACAUACUGCAGAAUUGGGUCAUAGAAGCAUUUCCUUAAUAGCCAGAUUGAAUAGUUCUUGAGCAUAAACAUUUCGCCCUUGGACUCUUUGGUUGGGCUGAGAUAUUCUUUAACUGAAGAAAGUUUGCGGUGACGUUGUUUGAGAGCAAGAUGACGGCCGAAACUCUUUACCUGUGUAACUUCCGCGUGUCUGUGGAUGGGGAGUGGUUAUGCCUUCGAGAGCUUGGUGAUCUUAACAUGUCCCCCCAGCUACAGUCCCCUGCCGAAGAAGAUGACAGUGUCAUCAAGAAUCCUGUGUUGGUUGAAAGAGCCAAUCUUCUCAACGUUGCUAAGCUGUGUAUCAAGACUUUGAUAGAAUCAGCAAUGGAGGAAGCUAGGAUACUGGAUGAUGAGUAUGUCCCUCUUCAACAGUUCUUUGUCGUCAUGGAGCAUGUCAUGAAUCAUGGGGUCAAAGGUAAGAAGACAUUCCUGGAGAAGAAACGUUCGUUCUGGAACGCUGUGGAAUCAUUGGAGAAAUCCCUUCCAGACUUCUCAGAAAUCAUUGACAGUGUGAGGAAUCUUCCUGGAAUCAAAACUAGUUUAGGGAGAGGAAGAGCUUGGUUGAGACUGGCGAUGAUGCAGAAGAAAUUAGCUGAUUAUUUCAAGGCACUCAUUGAAUCCAAACACUUAUUAAGUGAAUGGUACGAGCCCACAGCUUUAGUAAUGGAAGAGGAAGCCAUGGUCAUCGCCGGUCUCCUCGUCGGCCUCAACGCCAUCGACUGUAACUUCUGUCUAAAGGGCGAUGACCUCGACUCCGCACCAUCAGUCAUUGACUUCAGCAUGUACUUUAAAGAUGGCAACUACCUUGAUAAACCUAUGGAAGCUUCGUCUGGAUCCCCAACAGUGCCAACAGAGGUCAACCUUGCCACGUUGCUUGACCAGAAGAACUAUCUUGAAGAGCACAAUCGUCACCUGACCUCUCAGAUAUCGGGGCUUCACGCACGCAUCAAGGCUUUGGAAGAUUCUAAUGCUAGUAUGAAAGGAGAGCUUGCUAUGGCCAACAAUAACAUCCUGAGUAUACAGGCAGAUAAUGAUUUACUAAGAGCGGAGAACAAUACCUUGAAACAUCAUACAGAGAAAAAACUAGAGAUGGUGAAAGCAGAUAUAGAGACAGAACGAGAGACGUAUAAUACUUCUAGACAAGGUCUUAAUGAGAUGUACACAGAAGCAAAGCAAAGAUUGCAACAAGAAACACAAAUGAGACUGGAUGUUGAGCAGGAGCUCCAGCUUCAGAUAAGCCUUAAGAUGGAGAUGGAGAUGGCGAUGAGACUUCUAGAGAAAGAUAUCCAUGAAAAACAGGAUACAAUCAUAUCGUUACGGAAACAGCUUGAAGAUAUCAAAUCUAUUAAUAUUGAUCUCUAUAAGAAGAUUCAGGGCACUGAAGAGACAAUGAAACACAAAUCUGAACUCGUGGGAAGACUGGAGGAAAAGACCAAUCAGAUGGUGGAAACCAUCAAACAGCUUGAGGAAAGACUACGAAACACGGAACGAGAUAAACAAGCUUGCGCAGAAACCGCCAGAAAACUUGGGAUGCAGAUCGCGGAGAGGGACAUUAAGUGUUCCAACCUGGCGGCCGAUCUGAAAGUUGAAGGAGAGUGGAGGGCCACCCUACAGAAGGAGAUUGCACAGGAGAAGGAGCUGAUCUCCCAGCUCCAGGCGGAGGUGGCCGAUGUGGUCUCCCUCAGGGAGCAGCUUGCUUCUCUCUUGGCGAAACACGAGGAGCUCGGCAAGACAUGCCAUGAACAGGAGCUGGCGUUGGCCGAGAUGGGAUCAAAGCUUAGCGAGUCUCAACUCAAGAUGGACUCCAUGAAGGAGGUUGUCCAGUCGGCCGAAGGAAGGGUUUGGGCCGAUGAUAAAGACGUCAAGAACUGUAUGACUUGUGAUAAACCAUUCUCAGUUUCCAGAAGGAAGCACCAUUGUAGGAACUGUGGCGGCAUCUACUGUGGUCUUUGCUCCGACAACCUCAUGCCUCUGCCCUCGUCGGCGAAACCGGUCCGCGUCUGCGACAACUGCAACACAGAGCUUCUUCAGCGCUACUCUGCGACAUCGAGAUGAACCUGGGACGCUCUCCCCUGUCAAGUCUUGCCUGCUAUCUGUAUGUCUUAAGUUGAAGCUAUCAUUCCUAUCCAUUGACUUUUGCGUAUAUUUGCUGGAUGUAUUGCGCUUUGCUGGGUGAAGUUACAGAGGUGCCAUAUUGGUAAGCCCUGGCUGGCACCUGUUGAAUCAUAUGUCCAGCUUGCAUUGCUGUCCCAUACCACAGAUGCUUAUACUUACUGGAUGGCUAGAAUAAUGUACUGAAUGAAGUCAUUUGGGUGCCAUGUUGGGUAUCUGAAUCCAUUGCAAAAAAUGAAUUUUACUGUUUGGGAUUUCCAACAUGGCUGCAGCAAGCUUCGGAUCGUGUAGGGUCAGUGGUGCACAGCACAUGAACCAGGUAGUAUCCAGUAAGCAUUUCACUCUAUGAUCCUGCUGAAAACUAGCUAUAAUCAUCCUUUAUGCAGCUUCGUGAAAGAAUUCAUUUUAAUAUAGGCAUCUCACCAAAUUUAUAUCCAAACGCAUUAUCUCACUGUGGCUUUACGGAUCUCUCAUUGUUUGGUCAAUGCAGACAUGGGAUGAAAAGAAAAUAGAAGGUGCCGCGGGAGAUUCCAUUUGAGUAUGGGUAUAAAAACAAAACUCAAGUCCAUGGCCCGUAUUCUGAAGUCGGGUUUAGCUUAAACUCAGGUUUAAAGUU
Molecule: messenger RNA, 3415 nt
Organism: Lytechinus variegatus (green sea urchin)
Lineage: Eukaryota; Metazoa; Echinodermata; Echinoidea; Temnopleuroida; Toxopneustidae
Product: RUN and FYVE domain-containing protein 2-like
Exons: 14
Coding region: 799-2742 (647 amino acids)
Cellular component (GO): cytoplasm
Molecular function (GO): metal ion binding
Source: RefSeq, a predicted model, not a curated record